Amphiprion ocellaris (clown anemonefish) is the source of this 6119-nucleotide messenger RNA. It is a transcript of the gene thada, whose product is annotated as THADA armadillo repeat containing. Bases 5 to 5875 code for a protein of 1956 amino acids. Gene Ontology annotation, biological process: tRNA methylation. Lineage: Eukaryota; Metazoa; Chordata; Actinopteri; Pomacentridae. The transcript is spliced from 38 exons. Gene Ontology annotation, cellular component: cytosol. The record is from RefSeq and is a predicted model, not a curated record.
GGAAAUGCUCUUGUCCUCCAGCUUGACGCUAGCAAAUCUACCAGCUGAAGCAGCAGGACUGGAAAGCAGAGUCAUGGUGGUGAAGAAGAAAACUGCCAAAGUUGAGGCUGUGGUGCUGGAAGAGGAGAAGCUACACAAGCUGAUAGUGUCCCUCUCUAUUGAUGGAGGAGACGAUGGAGUCCGGCAGGUCGCCCAAACCCUGCAGUCCUGUUUGGAGCUGACAGAGCCAGUGCAGCAGAUCCAGCUGGUUAAAAAGGCAGGGUCCCAGCUUGAGGCCCUGAAUGAAGAGCAGUCUGACGGAGUUCUUUUAGAUGCUUGUCUACACACUCUAGCUCUGGUCUACACCUCCCUGCAGGCAAAGAACCCCCUAAGACGAGCCAUUGCCAGUGCCUUGGGUUCAGCACCAGAAUGGCUUCAGGAACACACUGUAAACUCUUUGUCCGUGUGUUUGUCUGAGUGUAUGUCCAGCUCACCUUCAGAGCAGUAUUCACACAUCGUAGACACCAUCUCUGCCUUUCUGGAUGGCUUCCCUCUCGGUGAGCGAUGCAUUAAGAAACUGCUACCUGAAGUGCUGCUGUUUCUUCACAAGGUAUUGAGUGAAUACCUUCACCAGAACAGUGGUCUAGCAGGCCGUCAUAUUGCCCAGGCCCAGCUGAUGCAGUCCUGUUUGGCUGCAGUGAAGACUUCCAUGCUGGUGGUCCAGAGAUCUCAGGACACCCUCAGUGUAACCCUGCAAGCUGACCAGGACCACUGCAAGUUGGAGGACACACUGGGCAGCCUCCUUGGCUGCUAUAUGCAUAUCCUCACUGAUGAGGAGUUCAUCCAGUCAGUCCAGAGUACAGCUGGCAUGGCAGUAGUGUUACUGAUCAGGUCUGUCAUGGGCUUUGGAGACGACGUUGCUUCUGUGGUGUGCAGUCUGCUACGUAGCUCAGUGCAGGGUUUUGAUGCAUCUCCUCAGUGGCUCAAACAGAAGUGUGAGGGUUUGUGUACAAGUGGACGCCCACCAGGUGUCUCUCUGUAUCUGUGUCAUGGGGCUCUGGCGAUGUUGAACUGGAAGGGUGCUCUCCCAGGACCCCAGUGGGAACAACUGCUGCUGUUGGUCCCAAACACGCUGCUGGAUCUAGAUGUCAGCAUAAAGGAGUCCUCUACAGCCAUGGUGGUGGCUCGUGUGCUGACCCUGUGGAGUGGUGCUGCCCUGGAUUGUCUGCAAGGGGAAGCACGGCUCUGCCCUCCCAGCCUCCAGCAGCCCCUCAGUGGAGGCUCUGAGUUGCAGCGACACCUGCUGGAACACAUCUACUCUCACUGGGAGCAUCCGCUGGACGGUGUCCGCCACCAAACCCGCUCCCUGUUCCGCAACCUCCUCCUCCUCCAUCAGCACACCAACCCGUCUAUUUCUGACCCAACCAAGGACCCUUAUAUCACGGACCUCACCCAAAAUCUGCUGGGACUGGAGUGGCACAUGAGGGGGAAAUAUGGCUCCUUGGGCUGCCUGGUGGAGCUCUAUGGGGCAGGGUACCUGUUGGACAUCCAGCCGUGCCUGCCUUCGUGUCUCUUGGGCCUGAUGGGUGACCAGACAUUAGCUCCUUAUGCCAGCGACCUGCUGGAGAGGCUGUUUGUCAGCCACAAGGCACAGCUAGCGAGCACUGCUGGUACUGAUGCAAAAAUGGAGGACUGGAUGGAGCAGUGGCACCAGACGUGGGUAACCCCCCUGCUAUAUGUCCUGUGCCGGGCCAGGCUGGACCAGACCACAUACAUCCUGGACUACUUCCUGCCCAAGCUGCUUCGGUGCAGCCCCUCCAGUCUGACACACAUGGUGCAGGCCUUACAGGACACACCGCCCUGCAGCACAGGUCCUUCAGGCAGCAGAGGUGCUCUGGGAGCACUGAUGACAUGUCUGCGGGCAGCCAGGGCCCAGGGAGUCUUACCGUCCACAGAGGAGGGUCUGUGGGGAGGACUGGUGCCCCUCUCCCUGUUCCAACAAGCACUCAUACACAAACAUGAUCAAGUGAGAAUGGACGCUUUGGGUUUAGUGUGUGAGAGCCAUCGCAGCACUGAGGUUCUGACCUCAAAGGAAAUGAACCUGAUCCGCCACUUUCUUAUGCCUAAUCUUAACAGCCAAUCCCCAGGAAUCAGACAGCAAACAGUCAGCCUGAUGAAGAAGUUGCUCUGCAGAGUGAAGGACAGCACUCAGCUGCUGCAGAAGAGACUGACCCAGGAGAGAGAUGAGGAGCAGAGAGAACAAGACCAAAACACACUGCAACAGUAUAAGGCGUUCCUGCGCUGGCUGUGUGUAACGCUGCUGGAGGUUUUGCUCCCUGGAGCGUCCUUCUCUAAAUGCCUUAUGUCCCUCCACCUGCUGGGUCUGCUGGGUCAGCUCUUCACCUUCAACACUGGCCCUGAUGAUGCGUUUGCUCUUGGAGACGUUGUGACCUCUGCACAUGCUCAGAAUGUCCUUUACUGUGUUGCCAGCAAUUUCCUGGAAGUCAAGCAACUGGCCUCAGUGUUACUGUGGCAGCUUCCUCCAUCAGCUGUCGGCCUUCAGGUGCCAGAUAGGAUGUGUUGCGUCCUUCAGGCUUCUCUGGACCUCAGUACAAGCAACAAACCUUUUGACAGUGUUACAGCAGCCCACCUGCUCAACCUUCUUCUCCACCAGCCAGACCUGAGCCAGGCUCUGUUGCACUGUGCCCAGAAACAGGGCCUUGAUUUCCAGCCUUCCUCCCCACCGGUCCAGGCUUCUGAGAAACCCAUCUUGGAAAUCAACACUUUGGCAGUGGUUCGGUUCCUGCUGUGCUGUCUGCAGUCAGAGGUGUCGAGGGCUGAGUCAUCUCUCUUGCAGGCAGCUGCUUCCUUUCCUCUCUACGGCAGAGCUCACUGCAUCACUGCUGUCCUACAGCAUCUAAACACUGAGAGUUUGGUUGACACUGAGCAAUGGAGAUGUCUGGUGUCAGAGCUGAUCACUGUGUGCUACAGGAUGUCUGAUGUGGUCUCCCCUGUAGUCCAGAGCUCCUCCCCAGAAGGACUCAUUCCCAUGGAUACUGAUUCAGAGACCUCAGCUGGUCUACAGAGGAUCCUGCAGGAGAUUCAGCCCAGGGACACCAAUGAUUUCUUCACCAGGGCGAGAGAGCUGGACACACACCAAGAAGAUGAUUGCACACCGACCCAAACCACACACACACCAUCCCUCAACACAGGCGGUGAGGGCUACAGGGUGACAGCCCAGAUGGUGCUGGUAUGCUGCUGGCGGAGCAUGAAGGAAGUGGCCAUGCUGCUUGGACAGCUGUGUCAGAGUCUGCCUCUGUAUUACACCAAUGACGAUGCACAUACACACACCGGGCUCAUCACAGAAGAACAGGUGGAGGGGGUAGGCCUGUAUUUCCGUCAGCAGCUCCUGCAGUCCCGUCAUCGUGGCGCCUUUGAACUGGCUUAUGUGGGCUUUGUACGCCUCACCGACAUGCUGUGCAGGAGUGGAAGUCAGGCCCUGCAGCAGCUUCCUGCCCGCUGGCUGUCUGAGGUUCUGGCAGAGGUCAAAUCCAGUGACCCAUCAUCUAAACUGUGUGCCACACGACGCAGCGCUGGAAUACCUUUCUACAUCCAGGCUCUGCUGUCCUCUGAGCCCAAGUCGUCCAGCUGCAGUCUGUUGAAGAUGACCAUGAGAGAGCUGAUUGCUCUGGCCAUGCCCUCUGCUGACAGGAACACUGACAGCUCCACUGUGCCUCAGGUCCAUGCUCUGAACAUCCUCAGGGCACUGUACAGGGACACUCGUCUGGGUGAAAACAUUAUUCCCUUUGUCUCAGAAGGAAUGCAGGCUGCUGUUUUAGGCUUCACCUCUCCUGUGUGGGCAGUGAGGAACUCCUCCACUCUUCUCUUCAGCACUCUGAUCACAAGGAUUUUUGGAGUGAAGAAAGGGAAGGACGAACACUCAAAAAAGAACAGGAUGACAGGGAGAGAGUUCUUCACUCGUUUUCCAGCUCUCUAUCCGUUUCUCCUGAGCCAGCUGGAGGAGGCUGCAGCCACAGUGGAAAGUGACAGUGGUCAGGUGAAGCUACACCCCAGUCUGUUCUUGCUGCUGCUGGUUCUCAGCCGCCUCUACCCUUCACCAAUGGACGGAUCUUCUUCGCCUCUCGGACUCGCUCCUUUCAUGCCCUUCAUCAUGAGAUGUGGUCGCUCUGCUGUGUAUCGGACCAGAGAAAUGGCGGCUCGGGCCCUCGUCCCCUUUGUCCUGGUCACCAAGGUCCCGUCCGCUGUCUGUUCUUUAGUGCUGGAGCUUCCUCUACAACCAGGACCCAAAAUCCAACACAACCACAUCCAUGGGACUCUGUUGCAGGUGCUGUUUCUGCUGCGCUCCUACCAGACUGACUCACACAGACCCCUGCCAGCAGGAAGUGGCAUUGGCGAAGCCCUCCAUCAGCGCAUGUGGCUCGCUUCUCGACAGAACAGCUGUGUGGUGACCAGAGGAGCCUUUCUGGAUGUGUUGGUGUGUCUGUGUGGGCCGAAGAUCAGCCUUCUGGAAGAUUCUGAGGUCUGCACACUGCGUCAGAAGACUCUGUCCGUCCUGAUGUCCUCAGAACUGGUCACCUCUGACACCACCUCCGCUGCCCUUGUGCCUGGCAGCACCCAGUACCUUCUCAGCUUGGCCCAGGUGGCCCUCAGUGCCAGCGUGGAGUCCCCUGAGCUGUGGGACAGUUCUGAGCUGACGUCCCAGCUCCUGGAGCAUCUGCUGCGAUGUCAACAGUACGAGGUGAGGGAGCUGGCAGUGGAGGGGGUCCUGAGGAAGCUGGAGGAGGAAGAGGACAAGAGGAGCAGACCUCAGUGGCUGUGUGAGACCACCCUGUCUAACCUGACCAGCCUGGCUCUUCACGAGACACACCCCCAGUGUCUGGCCAAGGUCCUUCAGACGUUGUGUGUGGUGAGCUCCAGCGGUGAGCUUCUGUGGAGGGAUGGAGUGAAGACUUUAUCACAGGAGGACACUCUGCUGUAUCUCCUCACUCUGGCUCAGAACUCUGCUCACAGCGUGGAGCUCCACUGUGCUGCUCUGACGCUGGUGUCUCAACUGGUGGUUCAGUUGGUGAACUCUGACCCUCAGGGUGCGAGUGCAGUGGCGUGUUUAGCUCAAUGGGGGGCGCUGGUGUGCUCAUGUUGCAGCGAAGAGCAGCCGGUGGAGGUGAAGCUGAUGGCUGCCAAAGUGCUGGUUAACUGUACAUCCACCCUGCUGACCAGCCCUCAUCUGCCACUGGGUCUGUUCACUACCAUGUCACUGUGGAGGAGUCUGUUCGUGUUGCUGCAGGAUGAGGACCAGGAAGUCCGAGAUUCAGCAUCUGACUUCAUCUCCAAUGUUCCAGCACGUCUGCUCAGUGCAGAUGUGGGCGGUGUGUCCAUGUGUCCCCCGGCAGCCCUGGACUCCGGUGUGGAGCUGCUGUGUGGAUUGUUGGCGCUGUGGAGGCAGAUACCAGCCGGCGUCCUCGCUCUCACUGAGUGGCUGCUGGGAGAGGACGAAGGCAACGAUGACGAAGCUUCCAGUCUGGAUGAAGAGGACUUCCUGUUUGAGAAGGGGGAUCUGAACCUGUGGGCUGAGCCGGUCCAGUGGGUCAAGCUGCUGCACAGACACCUCAGCACCCUCACCAUGACCUCCAAGCAGACCCAGGGACCGGGAAGUGCAGGGCUGGAGCAGGUCCACCGAAUCCACAGCCGGGCCCAGGCCAAGGCUCUGAGCUCCCAGCGGGCCCUGGACUCCCUCCCAGCCCUGCCUCAGUUCUCCUGCACCAUGGAGCACGCCCGGCUGACGCUGCGACAUCAGAGGGCCACACUGGCUCUGGAUGUGCUGGAGAGGCUAAAGGAGUUAGCGGGGUUUGCCUGUAACGGCACCAAUUGUUCAUAAGUUAAGUAAUCACACAAACUUUAAUGAACCGACAGAGGUGACCACAGACUGGCUUUGUGGGGAAGUCUUUUAAUUAUCAAGUCAAAGUAAAAAAGGAAAGAGGAUUUUGUUUUUUUACUUUCUACUGUCUUUUCCUAAUAUGUCUUAGAACUGUUGCUCCCACUGGUUGUUUUUUAAUUUGUAUGAUUACUGUUUCUUCAUUUGUAUUCCACUGUUCUUCUAAAAUGAAAGCGAUAAAACUGAA